UCGUUUUCCCUCUGAAUCCCCACUUCCCAAAUGUCAACACAAAACAGCUGACGGAGGACGGCUGUGUUGUUCUAGUGAGCGUUUACUCUUGUUUGUGAUUUUAUCCUCUUCACCAUGGACAGUAAGGAUAAGGAUCAUAUCCUGAGCUUAAAGGUAAUGCGCCUCACUAGACCAUCCCUGUUCACGGGAUUAGCCAUCGGAUCUGAUGCCCGAGACUUACCUGGGGAUUACCUCAAUGCAGACAUCCGGUCAGACAUUGCCAUUCCCCAGGGCAUCCCAAACACAGGAGUGGGACACAUGCUUCUUUUGCCUCAGAGCUUUGGAAAUAUAUAUUUGGGUGAAACUUUUUCCUGCUGUCUAUGUGUUCACAAUGAUGGAAAUGAAGUCAUUCGUGAAGUUUCAAUUAAGGCUGUGCUUCAGAUGAGUAAUCAGAGAGUGCCUCUUCUGGGAGAGGAGGAGAAUGAAUCACUACAUCAGUUGGAUGGUAAUGCCACUAUAAAUGAGGUUAUACAACAUGAAGUUAAAGACAUUGGCACACACAUUUUGGUCUGUGCAGUUAGCUAUCUUUCACCAGCAGGAGAUCGUCUUAGCUUUCGCAAGUUCUUCAAAUUCCAAGUCAUGAAACCCCUUGACGUGAAGACAAAAUUCUACAAUGCUGAGGAUUAUGUUUCAGAUGAGGUGUACCUGGAGGCUGGAGUGCAGAACAUCACCUCCGGACCACUGUGCUUGGAGAGGGUCGAGCUAGAACCUUCGCCCUUCUUUUCAGUUACUCCAAUGAACACCUUGGCUCAGGAAUCUAACUCACUGGUUUUUGGCCGGAUGAAUGUUGUCAACCCUCAUGACACACGACAAUACCUUUAUUGUCUAAAGCCAAAGCCAGAAGCGCGUAUGAAUCUGUCUUUGUUACGGCAAGCUACAGCCAUAGGCAAGCUUGACAUUGUAUGGCGAACUAACAUGGGUGACCGUGGGAGGCUGCAAACAAGCCAGCUUCAGAGAAUGGCACCGCAAUAUGGGGAUGUGAGAGUUACAGUAGAAAAGAUACCCAAUGUUGUGCAGUUGGAAGAGCAAUUUUCUGUUGGCCUGUCUAUCACAAAUAUAUGUGAAAGAAACCUAGAGCUGCACUUAGACUUCCUAAGUGGUGGCGGUGGCUCUGAAUGGAAUGGAGUUAGUAGCCGGAGUCUACCACAGCUUCGACCUGGAGAGUCCACUUCACUCUCGCUUUCUCUUGUUCCUCUCCAUACAGGGUUACAGACAAUUGCUGGGGUUCGUUUGACAGACACCUUUCUUAAACGGACAUAUGACUAUGAGAACCUUGCACAGGUGUUUGUGACGAAUGAGAAGACAAAAGAAAAGGAAGAUUUCUUCUCUGCUUGGAUAAACCAACCUGUUUAAGUCUAUCCUUUGAACUUGUAGUUGAGACUAGAGUAUUAAAACAAAUGUAAAUAUCUGUAUAUGGCUUGCUGUUAUGAGAGAGUUUGAGUGGAAAAAUUUGAUUAGUACAUAGAAAGAGAUUUGAAGAUUGAAGUGUAUUUUCCAUUUCUGUGUUGACAUUCCAGAUAUGAAUGUUUGUUCAUCUUCAUAAAGUCUGCUUUAGAAAGCGAGUUAUUACAAAUUCAGCCUUUGCCUAAGAUAUUACUUAUUGAGAUGCAACUGCUCUUCUCGGUAUGUAAUCCUAAGGAUAUUUUGAAAAUUGCUUGUCUGAAUAUUUAUUAUGAGAUUUGUUUGUUGUAUUUUAUUGUUUUUUAUGAAUUAGUGUUGAAAACAAAUAUCAAAGCACUUUGUUCAGUCUAUCUUGUAUAAAAUAAUGUUGCAUAUCUUGUUUUAUUUAAUCAUGGUUUCAAUGUUUUAAAAGUUUAGUCAAUUAGUAUUCAAUAUAUUUGAAUUGAGUAACCAUUUGCAAUAGCCAAUUACUAUAUAUUGCCCUUUCUUUGCUUUCUUUGUACUGAAAUGUUUUUAUAUGGAUCUAUAUUGAAUGAAUGCAUUAUGCAUAGUAUAUAUUUUAAUUACCCAUUCUUUAUGUAUAGAGAUAUGACCAUUGGGCCCUUUUAAACUUUUUUUUUUCUCAUUUUACCUGUUACUAGUCCUCAUUUAGACCUUAACCAUGUUGGAAAAUGCAUGUACAAUAUCUGGAUGCCAAAUUUAUUACCAUUAUUUUUAUCUAAAGCAUUAGUACGUUUGUUGUUGUUUGUAACUGGGUGUUACUUCUAUGAUGUUAAAAUAUGGACUUCUGUUUAAUCAUAUUUUCACCAUAAUAAGUUUUAAAUAUUUUGGUUGGUGAUUAGGGCUCUUAUAUUUCAUUCAAGACACAGACAUUACAUAACUAAAUUGGGUCUGAAAGAUAUGCUUUUAAUAGUAAUACUUCAGAUAUGAAACACUAAUACAGUCUGUUUUGCUGUUAAUGCUGCUUAUUAGUAUAUGGGAAAAUACCUAAGGUUAAUUUCUAACCAAUGCUAUAUAUACUUUAUAAAUCAUUCUAAUGCUUGGAAAUUAUUAAGACAAAAACAAGAGGAGUACAGGUUGUUGGGUUAAAGCACCAGUAAUUUAUUCAUUGUUAACAAAGGCCGGUACAAAAUGGACAAUGUGCGACUUGCAACAUGCACUAGUUACAACAAUACUAGGAUACUCUUAGCUCAAGCCUGAGGUUGAGGGCCUGAAUUCUCAAGUCUCGCAUGAUGUUAUGGAAGUACUUUUUACCUAACUCAUAGUGCAAAAAAUCUAGGAUGUCAAAUGCUACUCCCUUCUUAGGUAAAAAUAUUUCCUAGGAAUAAGGAUUCUAUCAGUUGGAGAUUCAUUCUAUAAUAGAAUUAGUCCAAUUUACCCUAAGUGCCCAAUGUACAAGUGAUUAGAAUGUGCAUUUUUUUCUCUGUCGUAUGCACUGCUGGUGUGAUUAGUACUGCAAGACAAGACUACUAUGGCAGGUGUCUCUGAAAAUGAAAAAUUAUAAGGAGAGCAUGGUUUAUUAUAUUUUUAAGUGGAGGUUUAUAUUUUGUCCAAUAUUGUUUGAUAUUUAAAUAGAAGUGAGUGAAUAAUCUUUUUAAAUAGACAGUAGCUUGAGUUUAUUAUAAUGCUCAUAUUUACUGCAGGUUCUUUUGUAGGAACAGAUCCUCCUCCCAAAAAUGAAAGCUCAGUCAAACCACAUGUAGUGGCUACCAAAAAUGGUACAUAGCAGUACUAUUUCUGUCAAAAUCCAACACUUGGGAAUGUUGUUUAGCCUCUUGUAAGUCAUUCUAAAAACCCAAACCACAGCCUUAUUCAAAACCAGAACCAUAUCUCCUUUACAAAUCACGUAUCUCAGCAAUUUCUUUCAUGAGUCUCUCAACUUUGCCACAUUAAUUUGUCAGGCACUCCUACAAAUCCUCAUUUUUAUUUUAUACCACAACCCUGAGUAUUCUCACCAUUAGCUCUUUCUAUGUAGUUCAACUGAUAAUCUUUAGUUCACCCUCUGUCUUGCAUGAAUACACUUUCUUUAGCAUUCACUCUUAGUGGCAUUUGAAUUAUAACUAAUGUUUCUUCCCCUGCAUUCCAUUAAAUAAAAAAUCUUGUAUUGCAUUAUUCAGUGACCCUUAUAUUUAUCAUAAUUACUAAUUGAUGGAUCUCUAUACACCUUUCCUUUGUGAAUCAUGAAUAUAAUAACUUAUAUGAAUAAUAAUAUGAAUAUGAGCUUUUAAAAAGUACAUUAUAAUGUUUUGGGGGCACUUACAGCCCCCAAAAUGGGGCAAAAAUAAU
Molecule: messenger RNA, 3726 nt
Organism: Penaeus vannamei (Pacific white shrimp)
Lineage: Eukaryota; Metazoa; Arthropoda; Malacostraca; Decapoda; Penaeidae
Source: RefSeq, a predicted model, not a curated record